GCGGAACGGGGCGGGAGUUCCAGUAGGAGGCGGCAGGUUUGAAAAGUGACAACGGUCGGUGUUUGCUGAUUUUUGAGUUCGUCUGUAGCUGCCCCGCGGACUCGCAGCCUUCCUGUGGGCGGCUGUUGCGGUAGGUGAGCGCAGACACUCGCGGACAGAGGACGCGAGACUGAGUGUGCCCUCUCGCUCCGGAGCAGCCGGCGGGAGCUGGGACGCGGAGCCUGGCAGUGUUUUCGUUACGCGCAGAGCUGGGGAGGAGGCUGGAGAAGCCAGCCCCUGGGAGACUAACAGGAGACUCCCAAGAUGGAAACUUUGUCUUUUCCCAGAUAUAAUGUAGCUGAAAUUGUGGUUCAUAUUCGAAACAAAAUCUUAACAGGAGCUGAUGGUAAAAACCUCUCCAAGAAUGAUCUUUCUCCAAAUCCCAAGCCUGAAGUCUUGCAUAUGAUCUACAUGAGAGCUUUACAGAUAGUAUAUGGAAUUCGACUGGAGCAUUUUUACAUGAUGCCAGUGAACUCUGAAGUCAUGUAUCCACAUAUAAUGGAAGGCUUCUUACCAGUCAGCAAUCUGUUUAUUAAUUUGGACUCAUUUCUGCCCAUCUGUCGGGUGAAUGACUUCGAGAUUGCUGAUAUUCUAUAUCCAAAGGCAAAACGGACAAGUCGGUUUUUAAGUGGCAUUAUCAACUUUAUUCACUUCAGAGAAGCAUGCCGUGAGACAUACAUGGAGUUUCUUUGGCAAUAUAAAUCUUCUGUGGACAAAAUGCAGCAGUUAAAUACUGCACACCAGGAGGCAAUAAUGAAAUUGGAGAGACUUGAUUCUGUUCCAGUUGAAGAGCAAGCAGAGUUCAAGCAGCUUUCAGAUGAUAUUCAGGAGCUGCAGCAGUCGCUGAAUCAAGAGUUUCGUCAAAAAACGAUAGUGCUGCAAGAGGGAAAUUCACAAAAAAAGUCAGAUAUUUCAGAAAAAACCAAGCGUUUGAAUGAACUAAAAUUGUCAGUGGUUUCUUUGAAAGAAGUACAAGAGAGUUUGAAAACAAAAAUUGUGGAUUCUCCAGAGAAGCUUAAGAAUUAUAAAGAAAAAAUGAAAGAUACAGUCCAGAAGCUUAAGAAUUCCAGACAAGAAGUGAUGGAAAAGUAUGAAAUCUAUCGAGACUCUGUUGACUGCCUGCCUUCAUGUCAGCUGGAGGUGCAGCUAUAUCAAAAGAAAAUACAGGACCUUGCAGAUAAUAGGGAAAAAUUAACCACUAUCUUAAAGGAGAGCCUGAACUUGGAGGACAAAAUUGAGAGUGAUGAGUCAGAACUGAAGAAAUUGAAGACUGAAGAAAAUUCCUUUAAAAGACUGAUGAUUGUGAAGAAGGAAAAACUUGCCACAGCACAGUUCAGAAUAAAUAAGAAGCAUGAGGAUGUCAAGCAGUACAAACGCACCGUGAUUGAAGAUUGCAAUAAAGUUCAAGAAAAAAGAGGUGCUGUCUAUGAGCGAGUAACCACAAUUAAUCAAGAAAUCCAAAAAAUUAAAUUUGGAAUUCAACAACUAAAAGAUGCUGCUGAAAGGGAGAAACUGAAGUCUCAGGAAAUAUUUCUCAGCUUGAAAGCUGCUUUGGAGAAAUACCAUGAAGGCAUUGAAAAGGCAACAGAGGACUGUCACACUAAAAUAGAUGAGAAAACAGCUGAACUGAAGAAAAAGAUGUUCAGAAUAUCAACCUGAUUAACAAAAUUACACGUCUUUUUGUAAAUAGCUUGCCAAUUUUUAAUUUUAUAUUCGGAAAGGGAAUAGUUAAGUUGAAGUUAAUGGAAGUAUCAAAAGUACCAAAUAAUGUUUGCUCAGUUAUUUUUUAUAUACUCUCAUAGGUUAUUAUUUUGUAAGAUAAUGCAAUUAAUGUAGACUUUUAUGAACUUAAAAUUAAAAUGGCUUGUGCAGCCAUUCAUGUCUCUACUCUGCUCCUUGUUGUAAGUGGUGCUUGGAGUAAAACAGAAAUAAUUGCAUUUGAAAUAUAUAAUGUUUCUCUGUUAUUAUC
This is a messenger RNA of Lipotes vexillifer (Yangtze River dolphin), 2008 nucleotides long. RefSeq names its product NUF2 component of NDC80 kinetochore complex (gene NUF2). The record is from RefSeq and is a predicted model, not a curated record. Gene Ontology annotation, molecular function: protein-containing complex binding. Lineage: Eukaryota; Metazoa; Chordata; Mammalia; Artiodactyla; Lipotidae. Gene Ontology annotation, biological process: kinetochore organization; mitotic spindle organization; attachment of mitotic spindle microtubules to kinetochore. Gene Ontology annotation, cellular component: Ndc80 complex; kinetochore. The transcript is spliced from 14 exons. Bases 304 to 1698 code for a protein of 464 amino acids.